AUGAUGUAUAUAAACAACCAAUCAAUCUAUCCCAUCAAACCAACAGCCUUCUCAAUCAAACCUCAGUAUCCAAAAGCUUUACAUUAUUCUCUCAACCUCAUGGCAUCCAAAAAUUCCUUUCCUCUCUCACUCAAAAGGAAGCUCUCCCUAGUUUUUCUAGCCAUCACAAUCACAUAUGUCACCUCAGCUCGAGUCCUCGACGAGGAAGAACCGCUUGGCCCUGUUGUUGCACCUGUGGCAUCUGAUUCAGUGGACCAACCCGUUUCCGGUGGAACCCCAGCAGGUACUGCCCCAGUUGCUGCACUGGGUGCUGCAGUCCCUGAUGAUCAUACCUUUUCCUUCUUCUUGCAUGACAUACUUGGUGGUACAAACCCCUCAGCUAGAGCUGUGACUGGAAUGGUAGUGAACCCAGCUCUUAAUGGUCAAGUCCCGUUCGCCAAGCCCAACGGUGCUGUCCUCCCAGUUAACAAUGGCGUCCCAGUCAACAACGCCAACAGUGGAGUUAUCAACAACAACAACUUACCCUUCCUCACUGGACUUGGUGGAACUACACCUAAUGUGAUGCAAAACAAUGGAAACAACAUCAUCGGUGGAGGGUUCGGGUUUCCAGCCCUGAAUAGUGCCCAGCUCCCCGGAGGGAAUGCCCUCCAGAAGCUCAUGUUUGGGACAAUAACCGUGUUUGACGAUGAAUUAACCGAAGGGCAUGAUCUCGGUUCUGGUUUGGUUGGUAAAGCACAAGGGUUUUAUAUAGCGAGUUCAGAAGAUGGAACAAGCCAAACCAUGGCGUUCAACGUCAUGUUUACGAGUGGCAGUUACGUUGAUAGUCUCAGCUUCUUCGGUGUCCACCGGACCGCUGUCUCGGAAUCACACCUUGCCAUCAUGGGUGGCACUGGGAAGUAUGUCAAUGCUAAAGGCCAUGCCAUAGUUAAGACCAUUCCGGCAGUGUCCAGCCAGCAUAAUACCGAUGGAGUGGAGACUAUAUUGGAGAUAAUUGUGUAUCUCACUUACUAG
Molecule: messenger RNA, 1011 nt
Organism: Ilex paraguariensis (yerba mate)
Lineage: Eukaryota; Viridiplantae; Streptophyta; Magnoliopsida; Aquifoliales; Aquifoliaceae
Source: the annotation of a GenBank genome assembly